AUGAUUGUGUUAUUGGUUACACUGCUUUACCUCCAUCAAGGAUAUACACUUAUCCCGAUAAUUUCAGUUCAACUUGGUGAAACUGUAACCUUCACAUGUGAUCUGCGUAAGAAUUCACAGUUCAGCCGUAGAGAAGUCGACUGGUACAAGCAGAGUACCGGGGACUCUCUAAAAUUAAUAUGGACACUGAAGGAAUCUGCACAACCUGAGUUUUCUGCUGAGUUUAAUCAAUCAAGAUGGAAGGUUAAUUACAAUGAAAAUUCCACCAACCUGACCAUUUUGAGGGCAAACCAAGAGGACGAGGGAAUCUAUCACUGUGGAAUCACCGAGUGGUUCAAGAAUACUGAAUGGAGCGGCUCGUAUUUGUUAGUCAAAGGACGCACUCAAAGGACAUCAGACUAUACUGUUGUUCAGUCACCGCUGACAACAGUCCAGGAACCAGGAAACUCAGUGACUUUUCAGUGCUCAGUCUUCUCUGACUCUGACAAAAAGACAUGUCCCAGAGAUCUCACCGUGCUCUGGUUCAGAGCUGGAUCACAUAAAAGUUAUCCAAAAUUAAUCUACACUGACAGACACAAAAGUAAAGAAUGUGAUAAGAGAUCUGACCCCCAGAAGAGCUGCAAUUAUACUUUUUCUAAAAUCGUCAGCUCGUCUGAUGAAGGGACUUACUACUGUGCUGUGGCCACGUGUUGGGAAUUAUUCUUUGGAAAUGGAACUAAACUUCAAACAGAGCAAAAGGCAGGUUCUGAAUUUACUGUGCUGGUUAUAGCAAUAAUCUGCUUGUUUAUUUCUGUGAUUCUUAAUGUUGUUUGCAUCUGUUGCCGAACUCCAAGAGCAGCAUGUAAACAAUUUAAAGUUAUUGUUUUUAAAUCAACAUUAUGCCCAGAAAACAGCUCUUCACAAGCAAGACAAGAUGCCUUGAGCCAAACAAUGAAUGAACAUACUGAAAGUGGACAUGAUCUAAACUAUGCUGCACUGCAUUUCUCUGGAAAUAAAAGUGCAAGAGGAAGGAAGAAGAAGAAUGAAGUGGAAACUGAGGAAACGGUGUAUUCUCAUAUCAAAAGCAGAGUGUGA
Molecule: messenger RNA, 1074 nt
Organism: Neolamprologus brichardi
Lineage: Eukaryota; Metazoa; Chordata; Actinopteri; Cichliformes; Cichlidae
Source: RefSeq, a predicted model, not a curated record